Prunus armeniaca (apricot) is the source of this 498-nucleotide messenger RNA. NCBI's taxonomy places the organism in Eukaryota, Viridiplantae, Streptophyta, Magnoliopsida, Rosales, Rosaceae. The record is from the annotation of a GenBank genome assembly.
AUGCGGAUAAGGACUCCAACCUUGCUAACAAGUGAGCGAGUAGGUGGAGUUCCCCUUAGCCUCGACCAACAUUCCAUGCCUGGGGUUCUCCGAUCUGCUUUCUUAUUCGUCUCUUCGGAUGAAACAAGCCGAGGAUGGGGUCCCCAACGCCAGAGGACACAUUCUUGGUGGCAACAGUUCCAUAAAUGCCGGCUUUUACAGCGGAGCAGACCAGCAAUUCUAUCAGAAAUCGGGUGGGACCUGAGAGUUGUGAACGAGCCGUACGAGUGGGUUGAGAAGGCAGUUGUCUUUAGGCCGGAGCUUAGGAACUGGCAAUCAUUGGUUAGAGCCGAUGUUCCUUUCCUUGGCAGUCGAGCUCCUUCGGAUCCUUUUAUCUUGGGCAUCUCACUUGUAAUGCAAAGCAUUCUUUUCGAUCUUGUACCCACGGCACUGAACACCAACCCAAUCUCGAUGAUAAAAGAAAACUACAAGCAACUACAUCAAUCAACUACAGCUUGA